AUGCGAAGGUUCUCAUGGGAGGAUGUUGUUCACGCACUUGAGGCCCCUCAAAAUCCGUACAGCUUCACUUCAGAGACAGCACCUGAGCACAACACCAAACAACAUGUCUGGUCAAACCACGACCUCGACCCAACCGAGCCUGCCCACCGCACCUGGACAUGGGUACACUACACAUCCUUCUGGCUGGCCUCUUCAUUUGCCACUGGCACUUGGACCACCGGAAGCGCGAUGAUUGCUCUGGGUAUGCCGUGGUACGCCGCGUGGCUCGCCGUGGUUGUCUCACAUAUCAUCGGCGCUGUGCUCCUCGUCGCGAACGGUCGCGGUCCGGCGGCGUACCACAUCGGCUUUCCUGUCUACGCCCGCGCCAGCUUUGGUAUGUGGGGAAGCUACUUUGCGAUCUUGUCACGCUGCAUCGUUGCUGCUAUCUGGUUUUCCGUCAACUCGUUCUACGGCGCCAACUUCGUCUCCAUCUGCCUGCGCUGUAUUUGGCCAUCAUGGCACAACAUCCCUAACGACAUACCGGCCACCGAGGGCAUCACUACCCAGACUAUGAUCGCGCUGUUCAUUUUCUGGGUCCUCUCCAUGCCUUUCAUCUUCAUCCACCCACGCAACCUCAACUGGUACUUCGUUGCCAAGUCCUGCAUGGUUGCCCCCGCUUGCUUUGCGGUACUGAUCUGGGCCAUCGUGUUGAACGGGGGCUCCAUCGGCCCCAGCUUUCAAGUGUCCCCCGAGAUCAAGAACCCAGACUAUUACGGCUGGCUGUGGAUGAGUGCUCUGAACUCAGGGUUCGGUGGCUGCUCGGCACUCAUCGUGGCUCAGGCAGAUAUUGCUCGCUGGGCUCGCAAACCCAGCGAUCAGUCAUGGUCGCAGCUUCUCACAUAUCCGAUCUUCAGUGCUCUUCCUGCGCUGUUUGGUAUUCUCGUGGCUAGCGCGACUUCCAACGUCUGGGGGAAAGCUUACUGGAACUUGUGGGAUGUUCUGAGUGAGGCUCUGGACUACUACGAGAUGAGCGCCGCGUCGCGGGGGCUGGUGUUUCUGGCCUCUUUUGCUUUUGCUAUUGCAAUCCUGGGCACGAACGUAGCCGCAAACUCUCUGCCCUUCGGCUCUGAUAUUGCAGGUCUUUUCCCACGUUGGAUCAAUAUCCGGCGGGGACAGGUUUUCUGCGCAGUGCUGACAUUUCCGAUCGUUCCUUGGCGCAUCAUCAAGAGCGCGAAGAGCUUGCUGACGUUCCUGUCCGGCUAUUCAAUCUUGAUGGGGCCGUUUGCCGCCAUCUGCAUCGUCGAUUACUUCUUCGUCGCCAAUGGGAACUUCUGCAUCAGAGAGCUAUACGUCGGAAACGAGAGUUCCCGGUAUUGGUAUUCUAAAGGCUGGAAUGCACGCGCGGUUGCUGCGUGGGUCGUCGGGGUUGCAUUGUCUUUCCCGGGUUUCGUCGGGACUUUUGAAAUCUAUGGAGACGGCCCCUGGCCCCAAAGCCAGUACUUUGGUCAGAUAGAUCAGAACUUGGGAAAAGGCUUCCCUGUACACAGCCAAUCAGUUGCACCUCCGCCGGCUCCGAGCAUCGUCAGUAGCAUCACAUACUCGUCGUCUUCCAUCACCUCGCAACCAUCCUCGGCAGGCUCUGGUGUCUCUCCCUCGCAGACGGACUUUCCGUACCAGUGGCCAGCUCCGAGGUCAGCAACCAUUUCUCGCGGUUCAUCUCCUACCCAACGGACGGUGGAACGCGCUCAGAGCCGGUUUGUCUGUCUUGGCCCGCACUGCGAUGAGGCUUUUGAUCAGGAAAAGGACCUCAAAACCCACUUCAAGACAAUCCACACCCACACCUGCAACUGGGCUGGGUGCAAGCAACCAAGCUUUUCUUCCAAAGACGGGUUGACUUGGCAUGUCAAGCUCGAGCAUCUCCUCAUCUGCCCAGCGCCAGGGUGUACGGAAAGCUCGUUCCAGAGCCAGAGGAUACUCGAGUGCCAUCUCAGGUGUGCCCAUCCUGGCUCGGACAAGGUCAGUACAAAGGCAUUGGAGCCUGCUCUGGCGCCCAUGGUUCAAACAACCAACGCCGCCGGCAACUCUGACGAAACUGCCCUUUCGUCCACAUCUCUACAGAGAGACACGAUGGAAGAGAAGGCUAUCAAGCAGAUACUCUCGGUUGCAGUAUCGAAAAAGAAGUGCCGAGAACAAUUGCGAGCGGUCGUCGAGAAGAAGUUCAGGAGACAGAAUGGCUCAAAUCCCCGCACGGCAGAUAGUCCCGGUGACUUCUCGAGAGCAAAGUACUCUCGUCUCAUCGAAACCGCAAGCUUCCCAGUCAUAUGGGAGCACGGUGUCCUCCCUUUCCUCGUCGAGUUCAUCCCGAAAUGGUGCGGACCGAAUCAUGUCAUCACCAUCACACGCGGCAAAACUGCAGGUUCCCGCCGGGUCUGCAUAAUGACCAAUAAGAUGCCAUCACGAGCCCGGCGUCUUGUCAUCGCAGAACACGUGCGGGACCUCUUACCAGAAAGUCAUCGUUCGACUAUAUCCUUCUCCUUCUCCACCGGCUCCGUGGACCGUCUGGUUUGGGCUCGUGGCCUUGGCAAAGACAUGCCAGACGACAUCUGUAUGGCCAGGAACCCCUACUACUUCAAAGACCCGUGUAUGGGAGACAGUAUUGGUCUUGCGGGGACAGAUGAUUUCAGCGAGACGACAUCGACCCUCGGACCGUGCUUGAUCGUAGGUGGUACGAGCUGCUGGCUCGCGAACUUCCACCCUUUCGUUGAUGCGUACCCGCAUCUCGAUGUGGUCACAGUACAACAUCCCUCGCCGAGUGACCGAUCGAGAUGCAUCGAAGAACGGCACGACGCUAUGGAUGAAUCGGCAGACUUUACGCUCGGAAACCUCACGGGUAUGUCGGGCAUCAACCUGAAGACGACUAGAAUCUCCCAUGAUCCCUACUGGGAAGACUGCGACAAGGAACCUCCUCUGGUCGUGACAGAUUGGAUCCUCAUAGCAGCUCAAACCCGUCAAGCAAACAUACUCCGUCGCUUCCCAUCCGAAACCAUGCCUCUGCUCAAAGAGAUCCCUAUCAAAACAACGUCUCCCGUGGUUCCUGGCGCGCCAGUUGUCUCUACAGGUCGUACGUCAGGCCAACAACGCGGACAGGUCUGCGAGAUCCCAGCCUAUGUCAGCGCCGAGGAUAACGGCACCGGCAAAGCAACUCGGGAAUGGUUCAUCGAGGAGCCUUUUCCGUUCGAAGACGAAGACGCCUGGAUCCGUGGUGGAAUAGGCGUGGAGGGAGACAGCGGCGCCGCUGUCGUCGACGCAGAGACGAACUCCCUUGUCGGUCAACUCUGGGGGCGAAACAAGUAUUUCGGAUCCGGUCCACGUCUGACAUACUUCACUCCUAUCAGUGAUCUAUUCGACGACAUACAAGAGAAGUGCGGUGAACAGGGACGACCUCAGCUACCUCAAUACCGCGACGAGUCGGAUUGCUACCCGGUCUACCCCAGCUGCCGCCAGUGCUACGACUUACGAACCUACCUGGACAGCAGGCGCAGCUCGCGCGAGUCUCUCCGAUCCAUGAUCGGGCGCAACGAAAGCAAUCACGGGGACUUGACCUCCCUUGGAGGAACGUCUGAGCUGGCGACACCAAAGGACCACCCAUGCUGGCAUCGGCAAAGCGGUAUCGAGGAAGUCGGUUCGUCGUUUAACAGCAUGCUGUCCCCAACGGCAGUACACAACUUCGGCUUCGCCACUCAGCCGGGCACACCCGGUAUCGUAGACGUCAAAAGUCCAUAUGCGCUGACCCUGAGUGCGGAGGAUCUGUGCGACGACGAGGGCUUUACAUCAACAGCUAGUGGGAAGCGGGCGGCGGCGCCGAUGAUGCGGAGUUCAAGCCAGGGUGUGAAGAGGCAAAGAUUACAUUAG
This is a messenger RNA of Colletotrichum karsti, 3891 nucleotides long. RefSeq lists its product as uncharacterized. Bases 1 to 3891 code for a protein of 1296 amino acids. The record is from RefSeq and is a predicted model, not a curated record. Gene Ontology annotation, cellular component: plasma membrane. Gene Ontology annotation, biological process: transmembrane transport; nucleobase transport. The transcript has 3 exons. NCBI's taxonomy places the organism in Eukaryota, Fungi, Ascomycota, Sordariomycetes, Glomerellales, Glomerellaceae. Gene Ontology annotation, molecular function: nucleobase transmembrane transporter activity.